UGUGGCCCUCCUAAUUCAUCAGGUAAAACCUCCAAUAUGUAUACCUGGUGCUGUAGGAAAUUACCGAUAGCGUUCAGUAGAGUUGUGUUGACACUCGGCACCGCAUCAUUUAAACAUGUCGCGGAGGAAACAGGCUAAACCGAGACCCAUUUUCGCAUAUGAAGAUGAUGUUGGGACUGUACAAGGAGAAGAAGUCCUGGUUCCUAUCUCACAGACAAAUGGACACAGUCUGUCUAACUCAGAACAGGAAAGAGACGAUGACACAGACUUUGGAGAGUUUGCUCCCCUGGUGAUGGACACGGGACCUAGUCAGAACGAGGAAAUGUUGGAGAAGUUACGUCCACAAUCCCCGAACAGUAUUACAAUACACAAAGAACUUCCACAGUUUGCUCAAAUUCCACGACCUGAACCUAUUAAGCCAUUGCCUAUCAUUCCAUCACAUAAGGAAUCAAAAUUAUCCAGUUUUAGUGACAACGAAAGCAAAAACAUUCCAAAUUUCAUUCCAUCGGCAUCGUUAUCACCAGUAAUGUCUUCCACCGUGUCGAGCUUCAGCGGAAACAGUGGACCACCCUCACGUGUUGCCACGCCAACAACACCAUCAAAUAUAGAUGAAAACUCCAAGUCAAGUUUAUCAUCAUCAGGGAAUGCGAUGAGACGUGGUACUAAGAACUUGGAGAGGGACACAGCUGAAAAUGAUGAGAAUCUGGAUUAUGAUUCAGAUUUUGAUGAUCUUGAAGAAUUACUUAGUGAACUUAUAAAACAUAAGAUUUUACCAGUUUCUGAUGAAGACGGCGAGAAAUUCAUCUGUCCAGUUUGUAACGUAUCAUUAGUAAAUCUGCAUGAUUUAACUGUUCAUAUACGUUCCCAUAAUACACCAGUAUCCGGGUCACAGUCAAACUCGUGUAAAAUCUGCGGCAAAAUCCUCAGUUCACAGAGUUCCCUUGACAGGCACAUGCUUGUUCAUUCAGGAGAAAGGCCGUUCCUGUGUAAAGUAUGUAACAUGUCUUUUACAACCAAUGGAAACAUGCACAGACAUUCGCGUAUCCAUACCAAAGAAGAAAACCUAAAGUCAAUUGGUAAUCAGUAUAGUCAAAUACGUAGAGGCAAAUCUGCCUGGAGGCAAAGAAUUAGUAACUUUUUAAGCCAAUCAAAUUCACCCGUUGGCGAUCGUAUGAAAUCGUUUCAGAGUGGAAUGGCUCAGGAUAUCUUAAAGAAUCUACCAAACCACUCGCAGCAGUCGGUGUUUGGCCGUCCCAGCGAGGUUAUCCCCUCAUUAGUUCCAGGAAUGAAACGUCAGUUCAGUGGUAGUGACCUUGCAGCUGAUUGGCAGAUUCCGUUUAAACGACAAUCAUUGGGUAGCGACAGUGAUGUGAGUAGCUCGUCACCUCGCAAGUUCAGCUAUCCCAUAAUCCCCAGCAGUCAGGAGGACGAAAGUCAGGACGAAAAGCUAGAAGAGAGUAAGGAAAGAGAAGAUAAAGAAGUCCUGCACUGUCCUGCGUGUCCGAAGACUUUUCUAUGUAAAUACGGCCUAGAGUCGCACCUCGAGUCCCAUCCAAACUAUCAGAGUCACUGUUCACUCUGCGACCUCACUUUCAAAAAUCCUCGUAAACUCCGCCUUCAUCGCCUGAUAGCUCAUACAGAGAAGGUCAAGGAGGAGAUGAAUCUAGAAUGCGCUGUAGAAAAGGAAAUGCCGGAGGUGAAAGAAGAAACAGAGGUUAAAGUCGGCUUCAAUGAUCUCACAUUUGUUGAUUUCUCCGUGGAGAAAUUUCCUCUCAUAGCAAAGCAUUAUUUUGAAAAGAAUGCCAGGACAACUAGUAGUAUGUACUUAAACUUUAUUUGUAACAUUUGCUCAAAGGCAUUCCCGUGUGAGUCGAGUUUGAUCUUACACACAUAUUCUCAUACCAAAGAUAAAUGCACUCAGUGUCCAAUAUGUGAGUGCGAUUACGCAGAUGUUAAUGAAUUUCAUGCACAUAUGCUGAAACACUUAGCUGAUAAGGCUUUUGAAGAUAUCCGUCCAUCAGCAAAAAAUGAGAAAGGCGACAGUGAUCUUGAACCGGAACGUCUCACAAAACACGACUUUCUUGCCAUGUUCUUGUUGAAAGACGAUGAAGAAAAGUCAGACCAGAAACAGUCGUCACCUGCGCCACCAAAGAAGGAAACACCAAAACCUGUCCCAGUGGAGAAGAAUAUCAACAAAGAUUACUAUGCAAAAUUAGGUCAAGUGUUCACUCCGGGAGUUCCGCCAAUGUUCGGUCAGUUUCCGAUGUUUCCUCCUGGUUACCAGCCAACGUUAGAUGACUUCCACAAAAUGUUGCAGGUCGCUACCAACAUGAACAUGUUGCCAAGUAUGGGCCCAAAUCUACUCAUGAAAGGUCUUUCUGCCGGACAUAUGCCCGCUCAUUCCUCACCGUCCAAACCCCAGUCCGGUUACACGCCAUCUGCCAGUAUGGCGACCUCAACACCAAAACCGGCUCAUGCUUUGUCUAGUCCAAUGGAUGUUCAGCUUGGACGCGAAGGACCGCUUCUCGGUGGACCGGAACGAGAGAUUACUGAGAUUAAAAUGAUGAAUUCCGGUGGAGCGUUCCCGUGUAAAUAUUGUGAUAACACAUUCACAAGCUACAAGACUUUGAAAGCGCAUAUCCGGACACAUUUGGGAUUCUCGCCAUACCAAUGUAACCUUUGUGUGUACUCCAGUGCAGAUAAGAGCUCUCUGAUCCGCCAUGUGAGGACCCACAGUGGUGUACGCCCAUUCCAAUGUCUCAUUUGUGACUUUGCUUUUACCACCCGAGCCAACUGUGAAAGGCAUCUUAGAAAGAAGCACAGUAUCAUGGACAGGAACGAAAUGGAGAGAUCUAUAUACCUUAACAAGUUUGCCCUCGAUGCGUCAUCGUCCAUCGACAACUUUCAUUCCCCUGACACCAUCUGCAAGUACUGUGGCGUUGACUUUAAGUUUUUCCGAGCUCUGAAGAAUCACUUACGAUCCCAUGAUAGCUGUCGACAGAAACCGUUCCAGUGCCAGCUGUGCGAUAUGGGGUUCUGCACAAAGUUGAACUGUCUACGUCACGUUCAGAAGCAACAUCCGGAAGUUAAUAACAAUCAGACAGAGAAUUAUGUCAAAGUCAACGAACAUUUCAUGAAUGAUGAUACUGAUAACGAGUCUGUCAACUCAGAUGACGGUAUUCCACUGUACACUGAUGAUUCAAAGAUUCUGUAUAAUUGCCGAUCCAAUAACAGCACACCUCAGCCUCCUGCUGCUCAUUCCACACCAAAACCAGAAGCGUUACUAGGUCGGGAAAGCCGACAUAUUUCACCGAAUCGCCAUGUAUCGCCUCUUUCUCACAUAUCGCCAGCUGUAAGUCCACUUGUGAUCAAAUCAGAACCAGUUGAUAGAGCAGAUACGCCACUAGAUUUCAGUAUGAAACCCAGCUCUGAUGCAAUCAAAAUGGAAGUAUCGAUGAACGAGUCAGUUCCUGUGAAGAGCUCGUCUGAUGAAACACCAAUUGAUCUCUCAGUUAAGAAGGGUGUUAUCCCUAUCCCUAUUGCUCCAAAGCCAAUGAAUUUUAUUCAGUGUAUGUACUGCCCUAUGGGAUAUUCUGAUCCUGGAGCUAUGGAACGCCAUUUACAUAAAGCUCAUGCAAAGUUUGUUAAUGACAAUCCCGCAAUUUCCACACAGCUAGCUGCAAUACCAUUCCUUAACCAACAAGGGAAGUUACUCUUGCCCCCACGAGCCUUACAAAGCGUUGCUGGAUACCAGCUCAACCAGAAUAAACCGGCUUUACAUUCUAGUAACAUGAGCCGGUAUUCAACCCCGCACCGGAAUAAAUCUGUGUCAGCUACCAUACAAAAUCUUCAUGACAAACUUAAACAGAAAAAAGAAAGCACGCCAGGUAUAGAUAGCGACCUUGCCUCAGUGACAAAGAUGAUUGAUGCCACAGACCAACUUAAUUUUCAAGCGUUUUUCAAGGCUGAACAAUCACCAGUUAGUUCUCUUAAGGGUUCAGCUGUGGCCCGGCCUUCAAAUAUCAGUAAGCGACCAGGAGUACAGAUUUCUCUAGAGCAUUGCAAGGCAAUUAACCGAGAGUUAGAUAAUCUUCAGCGAGAAGGUGACGUAGAUGAGGCAGCAUUGUCACAAGUUCGAGAGAUGGCGUUGUCUGUGAAAGAGGAAGUGGUAAACCAGGGACCAGUGACAGGAACAGGAAGUACAGGAUGUUCAGCAGCUCAGAGCCCUCUAGUGGGCCAGAUUAUGGAUGGACAAGGGGAGUUAAAUGAUGAUAACUCUGGCGAUGGGUCGAUAUCUGGAGCCAUGAAGUCGGACAGUGAAAAGGGAGAUAAUGCGCCACCAAAAAAGAAAAGGAACUCGUACGCAGAUUCUCCACACAAGCUUGCUUGUCCAUACUGCCCGCGUGCAUUCCCAUGGGUCAGUUCACUCACCAGGCAUCUUCUUACUCAUACAGGUCAGAAACCUUUCAAAUGCCCACGAUGUCCAGUGACUUUCUCAACUAAAUCGAAUCGUGAACGCCAUUUGAUCCGUAAACAUGGUGUGAACAUGUUGGACCCUCUAUCUCGCCAAACGAUGGAUAGACCUUACAAGUGUCCUCUAUGUGUAUUCAGCUCAUUCUCUACACAAAGUAAUUUGCUGAAGCAUUAUAGAGAUCGUCAUAAUGGCGCUAACUUGCCGGAAAAUAUUGCUGACAUUGAAAGAAUGUCUCCGACUGCCAUCAAGGCUGCGACUUUAGAGAUGGAAAUCAGGGCGAGAGAAAAUCCUCCGAAAGCAGAAGACUCGUCAAGCCUCAAUAUGAACACAGAAGAGUUUGAGGAAGACCUGGACAAUAGUGUUGAUUCUUCAGAGAAAAUGGAUGAUGACUCAGCAUCUUUUACAACUGAGAUUGAAGCUGCAGAUGAGGUGCAGAGGACAGAAAAUGUACAUGAAAAACUUGAGAAAAAUGAUCAGCUGCCAUCUAUUGAGAAGAAACCUGUAGCAGCCGAACAUGAGGGUAUGAAGAUAGCCCCGCACCUGUUAAUGGCCAUGCCAGAUCUGCAAAAGAUUCAGAAUGUUGAGGACACCUCAAGUGAUGGUUUUGAAAGAAAUCUUGAAAUUGACGAGCACCAAAAUUCAUCCAGUCCUGACCUAACUACCAUGAAGAAAAAUAUUGAGAAAAUCAUUGCAGAGCAGAAGGCUAUCAUUGAACAGAAAGCUAAAAUGGAGAUGAAGAUUCAAGCAGAGAUUCGAGCUCAGAUUGAUAUGCAGCGAAAGCCCGAAACUUUGUCCGACUCCGUUUCACCCAUUCCAUUUGAAAUCAGUCAGGAAACAUUGCUUGAUCCCAGCAAACCUUUUACUGGGUCUGCUGAGAGAAUAAUUAACCCUGAGCGAGAUAAUUACGAUGUUGACAAGAUUACAGAAUGCUGGAAGUGUAAGGAAAUGUUUCCGUCAAGAAAAGUGCUGGUACGUCAUCUUAAAGAACACAACAUUGAUCUGCCAUUCAAAUGCUACCUUUGCGAUGCCUCGUACGAAUCAAGAGUAGACUGUCUGAAUCAUCAAGCUAACGCUCACGACUCCGACUGGAAGAUACUGAAAGAGAAAAAUAAAGUCAUGGAAAUUGAACAAUUUUCCGUCCACAUGGAUAAGGUUGUAGAGAACAAUUGCAACAAGCUGGAUACCGGCUCUUUGCUGGAGAUCCCGGGCACCGGAAGUGACGAGAGCAAGAUGGAAGUGAUCUCAGCAGACUACAUGCAGAGGAAGGUGUACUGUUCAUUGUGUCCAAAGAGAUUCUGGUCUCUUCAAGAUCUGAGACGACACAUGAGAUCACAUACAGGAGAGCGACCAUUUGAAUGCGACAUCUGUCAAAAACGGUUCACGUUAAAGCACAGUAUGAUGAGACAUCGCAAGAAGCAUGCCGGAGCGCCACCUAGGAUAUUCGAUGAUGACGAUGAUUCUAAUGGAGUUGACGACAGAGGUUCACGAUCUGCUAAAUCGACACCAAGUCGCAACGUGACAAUUUACCCAUACUCCUCUACCCAGACUGAAGGUGUGCCUUCCUCAACUAGUACUUACCUCUUCUCUCAAGGGCUCAGUGGUGGACAAAUGGUUCUUGGUGGAUCACACAUAGGUUCUCUGGCUCAAACCAGUGCUGUACCUGGUACAUCUAAGGACACAUCUCGCAAGUCACCAAAAACCACUCCAUCAUCUCUAGAUAGCGUGAAGAAAGAGUUCUUUGACUGCAGUGCAGACAUGUUACAUAAUCUUCUCGGAGUAGAAUCGGCCGCCAUUGAGCAAAUGCUAGAUUCUGCCGACUCUAAAACUGCGGCGAAAUAUCUCGGUCUCGCAGAAGCCUCGUAAAGUAACCUUUUAUUACAUGUUUAUCCAUCUCGGCUUUGUAGAUGCCAAAGGUCAAACUAGUCUCGGACAAACACAGGGGAUGCUCUAGAGAAAUUAAAACUUGUGUUCAGAACAUGUUUGGUCAUGACAUUAUGUUUUUGAAAAUUAUUUGUUAUCAAUGUUAUUUAAAUGGUUGUUUCAAGAUUUAUGAUAAAGCUUUAUGAAACAUAGAUUUAUACUGUUAAUGUUGCUGCUAAAUUUGAUAGGCAUCCUGGUAGCUUGAUUUUUCUUUUGUAAAAAAAAAAUAGGUAAAGAAAAAAUGUGAUUAUUUAAGGCAGUACAUGAAUACAGAAAAAUUUUAUAUUCUGUAAAGAAGUUAAUUUUGAAUUUGUUAAAUGUAAGAAAGAUUACAUAAAGAAUUAUGUUAUAAUGGUACGUUCAUUAAGGAAGUUGGGAGAAGAAAAAUGUUGUUAUAUUUAAUACUGGUAUAAUCUUUGUCACUAAGGAAAGGUUGUAAAUAUAUGUGUGUUGCAUUCCAUGUUGUUGUUUUUUUUUUUUACUUAAUUUGAUUCUGCUGUUAUUGCUGGUGUUUUUAGUAGUAUAUAAAAUGAAAUGUUGAUAAUUCAUGAUUGUUUGGAUCGUAAAUAUUUAAAUAUUGAUUACAAGUAAAAUGAUACACUUUAUGUUGAUACAUAAAAUUGGUAAUUGAUAAUCCUCUAAUUGAUUUAUUUGAUAUAUAUAUUUUUUUUUUAAUUGAAGUUUAUAGGUUUUGUACAUGAUAUAUAGUAGAUUGUUUAUAAAGAGGAUCAAGUUACUUGUUAUCUACAUUUAUUGAUAAAACAUGAUGAUUUUGUUGAGGUUCACAUUUAGAUCUCAAAGAAAGUGGUGAACGUAAGAAUAUGACAGGAUUGAGUGUGUUGUGAAUGUGCAAGACUGUUUCCCUGGAAAAACUUACAUUUAAAAACUUGAAUGUUGUGUUUAUAACAAGAGUUUAAUUGAUAACAUAUUUUUGAUUGACAUUAAUGUUUUGUGAGAUAUUUUUGAUGUUGUUGUUUUGAAUAUGCAACAGACUUUGUAUGAAUGGCUAGGAUUAAUCACAUGUGGAAAAUAGUGUGUAUAUGAUUUUGAAUAAGCACAUCAUUAGUGCAAAAUAUGAAGUAAAAAAUCAUUCUCAGUGAUUUAAAUCGAAAUCUGUGAUAAUUAUAUUGUUGUUUAGGUUUCUUGUAUAUUGAGGGACCAUUUAUUUUUGUGCUCAUGUAUUUUGAGAUGUACAAAUGUAUGUAUAUAUUGAUAUAAGGUUUUUGCUUAGUAAACUUAUAUAAUAUGACGUUCUCAAUGUAGCUUUAGUGUUGUUGUACAUGUAUUAUGUAUAUAAAAUAAUUGAAAAUACUAAGAAUUGUUUUGGAGUUAAGAUUUAUACAUCUUUACAUUGGAGAACUUUUGUUUGCUUGUUUGAUGGACUUGUAUAGCGUUCUAUCUUGAAAAAACCAUUUAUCAUUUUUAGGGAAGUUUUGAUAAGCAAACAGUGCAGACCAUGAUCAGAAGGCAAUGGUCACAUAUUAGCUGCAGGCUGAAGGUUACUGUAAUGAAAUAGUUGUACAGUAGUAGGGGAAUUUUUCUCCCUGUCUUUUUGAUUACUUCAGGGCAGAUGUAAUUGCUCUAAUAUGCAAUCAAAGAUUAUAUAUUUUAUGAUUUUAUUUACAAAUGAGUUUAUGUUUAUUCUAGUUGAAUAUGUCUCAAGGAAUAGGUUGUAUAUAAAACUGGCAGGCUUUAGUUUUUAUUAUUGUUGUUUACAUGUAUACAGGUGAUUGUCCCUGAUCUUAGAGAAAUGUCAGGUUGUUUGGUUUUCAGUGUGAUGAGAUGCAAAUGUAAUUUUGUGCUAGAAAACCAGUCUGUUAUUUCAAGUUAUUUGAUUGGUUGCUAGAAAACAAGUCUGUUCUUUCAAGUUAUUUGAUUGGUUGGCUACUUUAUUUUGUACAGACUGGUUCUUUAAUUUUAUUUUGCAAUUCAUGUUUUGACGUCUAUUUUGUUUGUGUUAGAUCUAUAUUUAUAGUUUAACACGAAAAAAAUCAAAGAAUUGUUUAUGAAUGAUUAAUUUUUGGCUCAAAUUAAAUGAAUUACAUUAAAUGACUUUGAAAAUUUAUGAGGAAAAAAAAUCUUUUUUGUUAUGCUUGUCUCAAAGCUUAUUGAAUAAAAAUUGUUAUGCUUUACUUUAAAAUACCUGCAAAAUGCAUGUGAAAAAAAAAGUUUAUUUUAUUAUUUCUUGAAUUGUUGCUAGAUUCAAAUAUAUAGAUUAUUUUAGUUAACACAUUAUGAGAAAUGUGUAUAUAUAUAAAUUAUAUAUGUUAAUCAAAUUAUGAAAAGUAUGAAACAAUAUUUUACAUUCCAGUGGAUACUGAGUUUAUGGGGUGUUAGGGUUGUGCACAUAGUAUUGCUGAUUUCAUGUAUAUCAGAUUGGUUUUCAUAGAUUUAGCUUUGUUGGGGGAGAUAUUUCAUGUAAAUACAUAGUAUACUAUUUAUUUUUCUGUUUCCUGUAUAAAAUCAUGUCAUCCAAACUUUUUGGGGACUUUGGUCUGAUCUGAAUUUUUUCUUUUUCAUAAUAAAAUAUGAAAACUAUACAA
Ruditapes philippinarum (Manila clam) is the source of this 8937-nucleotide messenger RNA. Its product is annotated as ras-responsive element-binding protein 1-like. The transcript has 17 exons. The record is from RefSeq and is a predicted model, not a curated record. Gene Ontology annotation, biological process: regulation of transcription by RNA polymerase II. Lineage: Eukaryota; Metazoa; Mollusca; Bivalvia; Venerida; Veneridae. Bases 116 to 6337 code for a protein of 2073 amino acids. Gene Ontology annotation, cellular component: nucleus. Gene Ontology annotation, molecular function: DNA-binding transcription activator activity, RNA polymerase II-specific; RNA polymerase II cis-regulatory region sequence-specific DNA binding.